Molecule: messenger RNA, 792 nt
Organism: Ananas comosus (pineapple)
Lineage: Eukaryota; Viridiplantae; Streptophyta; Magnoliopsida; Poales; Bromeliaceae
Product: GATA transcription factor 17-like
Exons: 3
Coding region: 190-777 (195 amino acids)
Biological process (GO): regulation of DNA-templated transcription
Molecular function (GO): protein binding
Source: RefSeq, a predicted model, not a curated record
CUCUCUCUCUCAUCCUUUUCGCUCCUCUCGCCCAUCUCCGUGUUCGUUCCCUAAAUUUUAGGGUUUGAUCGAAAUCCUAGGGUUUCUCCGAUCGAAUGGUAUCCCUCUCGAUUUCGACCGUUCGAUCGCCAAAAUUUAAAUUCGGAGCCCUCUUAUUCCAAAUUUAGUCGGGAAUUUGGCGAUUUCGUGAUGGGCGAAAACCCCGCCCAUGGCCCUUCCGACGCGAAGCCCUACCCGCCCCGCCGCGCGCCCGAGCCGCGCGCGGCGGUGCCCCUCCUGCCGCCGCAGAUCGACGACGUGCGCGGCGGCGGGGACGCGCACAUGGUCGCGGGCGGCGCCGCGGCCGAGGCCCACCCGAUGCAGCGGUACGAGCACCACAAUGGCGGGGGAGAUGGGGGCGGGAUGGAGGAGGACGAGGAGGAGGACCACGACGGGGCCAUGGAGGCCGUGGCGAUGGACGCCGACGCGGUGCACGACUCGCAUGUGAUGGUGGCGCCUACCAUGGGCAACAACCAGCUGACCCUCUCCUUCCAGGGCGAGGCCUACGUUUUCGACUCCGUUUCCCCCGAAAAGGUGCAAGCAGUGCUUUUGUUGCUUGGAGGGCGGGAGAUUACUCCGGGAAUGGGUUCGGUUCCAUCCUCUUCGAACCCUUAUAACAGGCGUGUUAAUUUUCCACACAGAGUGGCUUCACUGAUGAGAUUCCGUGAGAAGAGGAAAGAAAGGAACUUUGACAAGAAGAUAAGAUACACUGUAAGGAAGGAGGUUGCUCUCAGGUAGCUCCUAAAUACUCGU